Drosophila virilis is the source of this 2828-nucleotide messenger RNA. RefSeq names its product TGF-beta activated kinase 1 (gene Tak1). The record is from RefSeq and is a predicted model, not a curated record. Gene Ontology annotation, molecular function: MAP kinase kinase kinase activity; magnesium ion binding; ATP binding. Lineage: Eukaryota; Metazoa; Arthropoda; Insecta; Diptera; Drosophilidae. Gene Ontology annotation, biological process: positive regulation of canonical NF-kappaB signal transduction; JNK cascade; immune response.
GCGAUAUAUGUUCUGCAGGUCUCAACCACUAGCCAGACAGCGACAAACGAACAGUCCAAAAACGAAAAAAUGAGAAAUAUUUGUUGAAAAUACUAAAUAAACCAAUCACAGUGUAAGGUAACUACUCAAGUGCACUUUACUUGGCCCGGCUGCCAAUGGUAACGUUGAGGUCAACGGCAAAAACCGCAGUUAGCCGUUUGGAAGAUGUGCGCAGCGAUUCAUUGCUGGUUGAUAUAAGCAAAGCAGGCUGCAAAACAGAGCCCAACAACAAAUAGUAAACGGUGCAAUCCCAACAAAGUUUGGCAGCAGCAACUGCAACCGGAGCAGCAGUAUUGAAUAGCAACAGCAGCAACAGCGAAGAGCUUUAGCAGCAGCAGGUGAUGGCCGCCGCGUCGCCAGAUGCACAGCUGGCUGCCAAUGUGGACUUCAGCGAAAUCACGCUCGGCGAGAAAGUCGGCCAUGGAUCAUACGGUGUUGUAUGCAAGGCUAUCUGGCGCAAUCAGUUGGUGGCCGUCAAAGAGUUCUUUGCCAGCGCCGAACAGAAGGACAUUGAGAAGGAGGUCAAACAGCUGUCGCGUGUUAAGCAUCCAAACAUUAUUGCACUGCACGGCAUCUCCUCGGCUCAGCAGGCCACAUAUCUGAUCAUGGAGUAUGCCGAGGGCGGUUCCCUGCACAAUUUUCUGCAUGGCAAAGUGAAGCCCGCCUACAGCUUGGCGCACGCCAUGAGCUGGGCACGCCAAUGUGCGGAGGGUGUUGCCUACCUGCAUGGAAUGGCACCCAAGCCACUCAUACAUCGCGAUCUUAAGCCGCUCAACUUGCUGUUGACCAACAAGGGUCGCAAUUUGAAGAUUUGUGACUUUGGCACUGUAGCUGACAAGUCCACCAUGAUGACAAACAAUCGCGGCAGCGCUGCUUGGAUGGCGCCCGAGGUGUUUGAGGGCUCCAAAUACACGGAGAAGUGCGACAUCUUUAGCUGGGCCAUUGUUCUGUGGGAGGUGUUGUCACGCAAGCAGCCCUUCAAGGAUAUUGACAAUGCCUAUACCAUACAGUGGAAGAUAUACAAGGGUGAGCGACCGCCACUGCUGGACAACUGUCCCAGGCACAUUGAGCAACUAAUGACAGCAUGCUGGAAAACGGCGCCCGAGGAUCGACCCUCAAUGAACUAUAUUGUGGGUGUAAUGAAUGAGAUUAUCAAAGACUAUGUUGGCGCCGAUAAGCCGCUAGAAUACGCGUUUGUCAACCAACAGAUUGUGACCAAAGAGAGCGACGGCACGGUAGCCGCUCAAUAUGAUGGCCAAAGUUACAGCUCCAGUGAUAUGAGCCUCGCGUCCACACAGCUGACGCCCACCAAUGUGCAAGGCACUGCGACUGAGAUUGCAACUGGCACUGGCAGUGGCACUAGCUCCAGUAACAACGAAUAUACCUCAUCAGAAAGAACGCCCACCAAUUCGGGCCAACUUGACAAUAAUGGGCUGUUCCAUAUGAGCAGCAGCAAUCGCUGGGAUGCCAUACCCGAGGAGGAAAGCGGCGAGAGCCAAAAUGAUAGCUUUAAUUUAACAUCAUCCGCAGAGGCAUCAAAGCGUUUGGAAACCAUACGCAACGGCAUGAUGCAAAUGGCCAAUAGGAUUAUGGAGCAACUCACACUGGAUGUUGAGCCGAAUGGUUUUGAUUCGCAUCGCAGCGAGAGCAGCCGCAGCAGUUCGCAUGCCAAAACUGAUGGUCGGGAACGUCUGACAGUGACGGAUACGAAGCCGGCAAUCAUGACCAGCAGCAGCAGCAGCAACAACAGCAACAGCAACAACACCACAGACCUCACUAAUAACAAUAAUAACAACCAGAACAAUAAUUCAAAUAACAACGAAAUCUAUUUGUCGAAUGGACUGCUUAGCCACGCCCCUAACGCUAAUGAUCCAAACGAUUGCGUCGAUGCCGAUUUGGAUGUGGACGCAGAUGCGGAUGUAGAUGCCGGCUGUGGUUGCACAGAGCAAUCAUUGGCCGAGAUCUUGGAUCCGGAACUGCAGCCAGAGCCACCCAUACCGAACAAUGUUGAAUCGCAGGCAAUCUAUCGCGAUCAUCGCCACAUGGCCAAGGAGUAUCUGAGCGUGGACACGAACCUCUACUAUGCGCAGGACUUUAAGGAGAAGCUGAUAUUGCAAAUGGAUCGCUUCGAGCGUGAACAAAAACAGGAGCUCUUGCGCAAAAUCAAAGACAAGGAGGGCCUGCAAAGCCUCUACAAUAAUCUGCAGCAGCAGUGGGAGAAGCUGCCAGCCGCACGCCAAGCAAACACUCAUGUGCGCCAACAGCCGACGGGGGUCGGCAACAGCCAAGAACUGGCAGGUGGCAUCGCCGGCGGCGACACCGUGGAGAAUGAUGGUUGGGUCGUUAUAGCCCCGCAUCAUAACACAUAGCUCUCUCAUGGUUGCUCUGGAAUCUAUGUGACCAAUAGCCGUGUACUUCCAUUUGUUCAACUUUAAUAACUUAAUUUUUAACUCUAAUUAUAGCAAUAACUGUAACAUGUAACUGUAACUGUAACUGUUCUUAAGUUAAGGCUCCUUUUAUUUUAGACAUAGCUCCUAGAUCUGAUCUACAUAUAUAUAUAUAUAUAUAUUAACGUAUAUAUAUAUAUAUGUCUUAGCGACGCCUAAGCGCUUAGUUUUAGCCGUGUUGCUUGUUUCACGUAUAUAUGUAUUUACUAUGAGAGUAGUCUAGUGUUAUGCAUGUGCAUAUGUAUGUGACGAUAUAUUAUGAUGUCCAUAUGUGUAUAUGAUGACAAACGCUUACCAAAAAUAUAUAAAGGUAUUUGUCAAUGGGUUGUAUGUCCGCUCCUU